This is a messenger RNA of Dermacentor albipictus, 2800 nucleotides long. The record is from RefSeq and is a predicted model, not a curated record. NCBI's taxonomy places the organism in Eukaryota, Metazoa, Arthropoda, Arachnida, Ixodida, Ixodidae.
ACCAAACAGAUGCUUCUAUUCCUCCAUCGGAUUAAGACCGACAGCAUGCUUUGCGUCAGCCUCCUCCUCGCCUUGACCACCAGUGCCUUCGCUGGACACGUUUCCGGUGGCUAUCGCCUCGGCUACGGUCUCGGCUACACCGGCCUCGGCCUCUCCCACUAUGGUCUCCAGCAUGGCGUCGGCUACUCUGGCCUGACUGGAUACGGCCUUGGCUACGCUUACGGUCCAGCUGCCAGCUACGCCGUCGCUGCCCCAGCUGUGGCCACCGUCCACGCCGCACCAGCUGUGGCCGCGUACGCUGUGCCAGCCGUCGCCAGGGUUGCCACCACCUACGCUGCCCCAGCCGUCACCAGGGUAGCCACGACUUACGCCGCCCCAGCUGUGACCAGGGUCGAGCACGCCGCUCCAGUCGUUGGCGCUGCACCAGCCGUCGCCUAUGCCGCUGCUCCAGCUGUCGCUAAGGUUGCCACAUAUAGUGCUCCUGCUGUGACCAGUGUUGUCCGCACUGCUCCUGUGGUCGCUGCGGCCCCAGCCAUUGCAACUUACGCGGCGCCAGCCGUCGCUGCUGUCCACCACACUCCAGCUGUUGCCGCCAUCACUCACGCUGCUCCACUUGUCAGCGCCUACCACGCAACCGCCCCGGUAUACGGCUAUGGCGUCAGCGGCAUCGGCUACGGCCUCGGUCACUACGGUUUCGGUCACGGUCUCCUAGGCUAUGGUCUCAACUACGGCUAUGGCCUCGGCUCCCCCUUCGAGUACGCCACUCUCCUGCGCAAAAAGAAGUCUCAAGCCUUCUGGAAGCUUGUGAACAGCGGAAACUCGAACUUACCAAGGGGAUCAUCAACCCAGUCUAUUACUCGCCAGCACUUCCAUGUGGAGAGCGAGAACUUGGCUUCUGAGCGUACAGCAGCAAAAACCACCUUUCGCUAUGACAUAUUGAGACUGCGUGCCUGCAUUGUCCUCGCCUUGGCCACAUGUGCCUUUGGUCAUCCAACUGGCACUUACACCGUCGCCAGUAACCUCGGUUACGGGCUUGGCUACGGCAACCUCGGCUAUGCCGGCCUCGGCUACGGAGGCCUUGGUCUCUCUCAUUAUGGCCUUUCCCAUGGAGUUGGCUACUCCGGCUUGACUGGCUACGGUGUUGGUUACGGAUACGGCUAUGCCCCAUCCGCCAGCUACGCUGUCGCUGCGCCAGCCGUUACCCGUACCGUCUCCACCUACCACGCCGCUCCAGCUGUGACCGCUGUCCACGCUGCUCCAGCCGUGACCGCUGUCCACGCUGCUCCAGCCGUGACCGCUGUCCACGCUGCUCCAGCUGUGACCGCUGUCCACGCCGCCCCAGCCGUGACCGCUGUUCACGCUGCUCCAGCUUUUGCUGCCGUCCACGCUGCCCCAGCUGUUGCCACCGUCGCUCACGCUGCCCCAGCUGUCGCCACCUACAGCGUUGCCCACGCGGCCCCAGCAGUCGCCACUUAUGGUGUUGCUCACGCUGCCCCAGCUUACUACGGCUAUGGCGUUGGCUCUCUCGGCUACGGUGUUGGCAGCUACGGUUACGGCCACGGUCUUCUCGGCUAUGGCCUGAACUACGGUUACGGUCUUGGCUCCCCCCUCAGCUACUCCACCCUCCUCCGCAAGAAGAAGUGCUCCCAAAUGCCGGAGCAAGGAGCCAUAGCCCAGGCCGUGCUCAAUGGCAAACGGGAAGUGAUCUACAGUGACGUCAGACCGGUCAUCAAUGCCUUCCAACGCGGAGCCCUCUCCGACCAGGCGUUAUGCAUCCUACGUAGCGCGGAUCCGAGCACCCUCAAGCACUACGGUGUCAUCUGGCUUCCUUCCCAUCUCGGUCGGGUGCCGGGCGCCCUGCCCGAUCUCAACGAGAUUGGGCCCACGAGUCAUGAGCCCACGAGUCAGCGUGCGUAUAAAAGCUCCCGUUUCCAGAGUCGAAAUCAGAAGCGCCUGCUCCUCAAUCGAAUUAGGACCACCGCCACCAUGCUGCGUGCCUGCAUUGUCCUCGCCUUGGCCACUUGUGCCUUUGGUCACCCAACCGGCACCUACACCCUCGCCAGUAACCUUGGCUACGGCACCGGCUACGGCGGCCUUGGCUAUUCCGGCCUCGGCUAUGGUGGCCUUGGUCUUUCCCAUUAUGGCCUUUCCCAUGGAGUCGGCUACUCCGGCUUGACUGGCUACGGUGUUGGUUACGGUUACGGCUAUGCCCCAUCCGCCAGCUACGCUGUCGCUGCGCCAGCCGUUACCCGUACCGUCUCCACCUACCACGCCGCUCCAGCUGUGACCGCUGUCCACGCUGCUCCAGCUGUGACCGCUGUCCACGCUGCUCCAGCUGUGGCUGCCGUCCACGCUGCCCCAGCCGUGACCGCUGUUCACGCUGCUCCAGCUUUUGCUGCCGUCCACGCUGCCCCAGCCGUGACCGCUGUUCACGCUGCUCCAGCUUUUGCUGCCGUCCACGCUGCCCCAGCUGUUGCCACCGUCGCCCACGCUGUCCCAGCCGUCGCCACUUAUGGUGUUGCUCACGCUGUUCCAGCUUACUACGGCUACGGCGUUGGCUCCCUCGGAUACGGUGUCGGCAGCUACGGUUAUGGCCAUGGUCUCCUCGGAUACGGCCUGAACUACGGUUACGGUCUUGGCUCUCCUCUCAGCUACUCCACCCUCCUCCGCAAGAAGAAGUAAAUUUACAUAGUCAUUACCCUCCGAUCACACGCAAUCCACAACGCAAUGGAGCAGCUUGCUUGGAGUUUUCAAUUAGGUUUACUGAUUGCCGCUUCCUAAUAAACUGUUCUGUCAAAAA